Dendrobium catenatum is the source of this 975-nucleotide messenger RNA. RefSeq names its product cationic peroxidase 1-like. NCBI's taxonomy places the organism in Eukaryota, Viridiplantae, Streptophyta, Magnoliopsida, Asparagales, Orchidaceae. The transcript has 5 exons. Gene Ontology annotation, molecular function: heme binding; peroxidase activity. Gene Ontology annotation, biological process: response to oxidative stress; hydrogen peroxide catabolic process. The record is from RefSeq and is a predicted model, not a curated record. The coding region runs from base 1 to 975 and encodes 324 amino acids.
AUGAAUGGAUGGAUAAUAAAUCUGUUAUAUAGGGUAGUUUGCAUCAUAUUUGUGGCAAAUCUUUUGCCGCCUGGUUUUGUUUCACCUCAGCUGUCCACAACCUUCUACGACAAUUCGUGUCCUUCAGCUUUGCAAAUCAUCAAAAACACUGUUGAUGCAGCAGUCCAAAAAGAGAAACGCAUGGGAGCUUCGCUACUCCGCCUUCAAUUUCAUGACUGUUUCGUUCAAGGUUGUGAUGGUUCUAUUCUAUUAGAUGACACUCCUACCUUCACUGGUGAGAAGACAGCUUUACCAAACAAUAAUUCUGUGAGAGGUUUCGAUGUGAUCAAUACAAUCAAAGCAAAUGUUGAAAGUGCUUGUAAGCAAGUAGUAUCAUGCGCUGAUAUUGUAGCAGUUGCUGCUCGUGACUCCGUAGUUGCAUUAGGAGGGCCUUAUUGGGAUGUGUUACUUGGAAGAAGGGAUUCAUUAACUGCAAAUUUAAGCCAGGCGAAUACAGAUUUACCUGGGCCACAACUUAAUCUCAGCGCCCUCGAAUCAGCUUUCUCUAAAAAGAAUCUGAGUGUUAAUAACAUGGUAGCACUAUCAGGGGCACAUACAAUAGGGCAAGCAAGGUGCAUCACAUUUAGAAAUCGAAUAUACAACGACACCAACAUUAAUGCUUCAUUUGCUUUAUCCUUACGAGCCAACUGCUCUACCUCCAGCAGCAAUGACAGCAACCUGGCCCCUCUUGAUACUGUUACUUCAACCAUCUUUGACAAUUAUUACUACAGAAAUUUGCUAAGUGAGAAGGGCCUUUUGCAUUCUGAUCAAGAGCUCUACAAUGGCAAGUCUACUGAUUCUCAAGUCAGUACCUAUGCGAAUAACACUGCCAAUUUCUUCAUGAAUUUUACUAAAGCCAUAAUUAAAAUGGGUAAUAUAAGUCCUCUUACUGGAACUGCGGGAGAGAUCAGACUCAACUGCAGUAAGAUCAACUGA